AUGGACCCGUCCAAGCUGCCGCUGUUCGCGCGUGGGCGAAGUAUGUUGAGCGAGGCGCUGUCUCCGACCACAAGACGUCGAUUCGCCGGAUUUUUAGAGCCCGGAACGCCGUCCGAGGAAGUCCAGAGUCAAUCUCCGUUCUCCCUUUCUCAGACUUCAAACCCCGCGUCGCCCUUGAGGCGUACACCGUCAAUACGGCGUCGAUCGGCGCUGUCCGACGAAGAUUUCGACGGUGACAAAGCGAAAGACAGGACUCUGGUGCGAAUUCAGUGCAAUUCACGACCUUUCCAGGUGCGAUUGGCGCUGGAAAAGGGUCAGAUCGUGGUGCACGGAUUCGACCGCAGCGUUGACAAGGGAAAGAUAGGACCGCCGGGAGAUGUGGAGAAGUCAGGACUUGUCCAAGUUGGCGAUGUCUUGGUGGGCGUGAACGGACAGAUGAGGAGAUUCUCGACGCUGGAGAUGGCUCAGAUGACGCUAGCGAGUGUGGAGAUGCCGACGGUUUUGAUGUUCCGACGCGUGCUGGUGACCAAGGGAACGCUCGGUGAAUACACUGACAAGCACAUUGCACGGUAUUUAGUGCUGCAGGACAGUUUGUUGGUCAGCGUACGUGGCGUUCAGGAAGCGGCAUUGCUGGUUCAAGCGUGCAUUGAAGUUUUUGGGGAGAGUAAGUCGACCGUAUCGCUAGAAGACUAUAUCGACCACGUCGAGCAUGUGGUGCUGCCGUCGUUGGGUAUUUUAUCGACAAACACUGCGAGUGACAGGAAGCAGCAGUUUGAACAGAUCAAACAGGUUAUGGAGACGAUUCAUCAGCGUGUAGACGCUCGGAAGAAGAAGCAGGUGAAGGCGUGGAAUGCAGCCAAGAGCUCGAACUACCGACGCAUUGAAAUCCUGGCUCGACAACGCGCUAGUAUCAAGGAAAGACUCGAAAAGAUGCGUGAAAACAAGAAAGAGCUACGGCCAGAGAACCACAGCUUAUGGUCCGAGUACAUUGAGCUGCGUCAUCUCUUUACUCAGCUUAGCGAGAACGUCGAGAAGUCGAAACAAGAGCAUUAUUUACCGGACUUUGAAGGGUAUUCGCUGCGGUUCGGAAGUGACGGGAUCUACGUCGGUGUUGGAGAUGUCUGGAUCCCUUCUUUUCUCGCAAAAUUUUCCAUUGAGACGAGAUCGACCGCUCCUCAUUUGUCGCUCCAUAUCUCGACCUCAUCAGCUCAUGGCCUUAAAAUCCGAGUCACAAAUUUUACACUAGCGACAGAGGGACGGCUCCCGAGCUUCCAUUGUGACGAGCUGAACGUAGAAGCUCAACUCGUCGCCGACAUUCCCCUUGUAUUCGACUCCAUCUCCGGGUGGACGGUUCCUCCGGAAGAGCUGGGCGUCAAGCUCAUGAGCUUCGUAUAUUACGAGAGAGAAACCAACAGUACCAAGCGCGGCAAAGACCACGAUACGAUCAUGAAAAUGUUCAUCAACCGGAUGCUUCCAUCCGUGGUGGGAGGCGCAGCUCAGCGAUUAUUCUGUGUCGAGCUUGGGCCACUCCUCCAACGUCGUGAAGCUCAGGUUGUCUUGUCAGGAGACAUCAAGAUCAGUGGACGAAAGCUGUCGGUGUAUGACGCAGCACUGAACAACGCCAACACCAAAGAAAAGCAGGAAAGAGAUCGAGAUUUAUCGGAGACAGCGCGGGAGAUCAUGGCUAUCUCGGACGACGAAGCUGAAGUUCUGUACCUUAUCUUCAAGACGUUUAUUGAUACCCACAGCAAUAACAAGACGCUGUUUGGUAAGGCAGAGACCCCCAGACUGUGUAUCCGCAACCUGAUCAGCUACUUCGAGCAGUUCCACCAGACUCCUCACUUGAAGGCACUCGUGAGUGAAUUGUGGAGUCGGAGCAUUCAUCUGCUGUCUUCAUCGUCAACUUCACCGUCACGUAGAGAUCCAGACGCGUCGUCGUUCUCGUCGAUUAUGAAUACUAUUGAGCAGAUCAAGGAAUAUCCCGUGGACGUGUCAAUUUCGCUCGUGGAUGUUACGUUCCGUCUUGAUUUAUGCGAAGGAGCCGCGACGUACUACAUGGCGUUGCAGCGUAUCAUUCGCAGAAGUAUGGACACAAGUUCGGUUGGGAUAUCAAAUCUGGCAGAGCUGAGGGAUGGGACGUAUCUGCAAAAUAAGCUGGCCCGACUGGAUGCUCGAUACGAGAGAGCGACCAAGUUGUUGUCCUAUAUCACAACCAACGUCGACGUGCUGGGUGUGAUUUUCCGUGGUGUGCUCCCAAGUGGGUUCAUGAGUCGGCUGUUCGUAGAAGCUAGAGAGUUUUCUGGCAAAGGCCCGUGUUCCGGAUCCGUGGUGAUCCCGCUCACUCACUUAACGGCGUUGUCCUCACGUGAUGGCGUAGAAAUAAACACUCACAGUGUGAACGAACCUCCACCGUCUGUGUUGACCAGAACACAUGAGAAUGGCACGUUGGUGCUGUCGAAAUUUUUGCUUGACUCGCUUCGGGACAAUGAGUCGGGAGGUGGAGUUGAGUUGCCUGGUGAUCGUUUGAAAGUUGCAGUGAAGAAUCCGUCAGUGCGUGUUUUGUUUGAGGUUCCGACGGACGUAUCGCAGCUGGAACCUGGGCAAACGCUCACGCCGUUUUCAGUGUCGGUGGUCACUGAUGACCCCACCCAACCCCCUAAGCUGAAAGUCGAGACAGGAGACUUUGGCAAGUGCCAAUACACAGCUGACUGCUUGACGUUGAGCGGGACAGUGUGGCAGUUUUUGCAGCGUACACAGGAAAUGACGGAUAGUGUCGUUGAGUCCGAAGGAGUGGACAACCCGACCACCGCUUCUAAUGGAGUUUCUACCACUAGCGACGAAGAGGAGAACAGCAUCUGGGACGAGUAUUUGGAGUCUCCUUACUUCAGUCUUCGGUUCCAUUUCUUCACAUCGUGUCAAGUAACACGAGACCAUAUCUUCUUGAGCGUUGGUAGCGCUUCACUUACAGAGCCCAAGGUGGCACAGCUCAAGCACCGUGUCUGUCUGGGCCAGUUGCUGCAAGAUCUUGACAUGCUAAGUGUCGUCGAUUCGAACGCUUCUAGGAGGAAAGACGGCGCGAGGUUCCAGCAUGCAUUGCAUCAACGAGCUGUCGAUGCAGAGCGACACGGUCGGUCCUCUGUGUCCAGUUACUCGCAGAGACAGACGCUGUUCUCGCAGUCGAGUUUCGACGAAUUUGACGGUACCAGCGAACCAGCUUCGAUGUAUGAAACGGAGAUCGACACCGACACUCCUCGACGGAAUUAUUAUGGCGAGGCGGUCAGCAGUGCAGUGCCCAAUGGAUCAACUGAAGACGGUAAACAGCUACCACCGCCCAUCCAACCAAACGUUCGCUCCGUAGAUCGUCCUAACAAGGCUAAUUUCUUUUGA
Molecule: messenger RNA, 3387 nt
Organism: Phytophthora infestans T30-4
Lineage: Eukaryota; Oomycota; Peronosporomycetes; Peronosporales; Peronosporaceae
Exons: 1
Coding region: 1-3387 (1128 amino acids)
Source: RefSeq, a predicted model, not a curated record